Messenger RNA from Paramecium tetraurelia, 405 nucleotides. RefSeq lists its product as uncharacterized. The transcript is spliced from 2 exons. The record is from RefSeq and is a predicted model, not a curated record. NCBI's taxonomy places the organism in Eukaryota, Ciliophora, Oligohymenophorea, Peniculida, Parameciidae.
AUGAAAUUAGUUAAUGUUAGUGUGUCGAUGACUUACAUGUGUUAGACAACAAUCAGCAUAUUGGCACUCCUAUCAUUGAUGUUAAUGAUAUUGCCUUCACUCACUCUAUGUUCUAAGACUUUCAAGAUGAGUUUGCACAUGCAGAGAAUAGCACAAUUGUUAUAUUUAUCGUUAUUGAUCAUGGGAGCAGUAGUAUUUUUUUUUUUCAAACUCAAACUUAUCAAGAAUGUAGACUUGGAGGAAGUAGGAAUGUUGCCUUUCCUAUUGGAAAUUCUUUGUUGUCUGAUGAAUCUAGCCUAUGUAAGUUACUUGCAUUAUGUCACAGUGCAAUAUUGCAACAAGGAGUAACCAAUCAGAAUGUAGAUAGUGCAGAAGAUUAUGAACACAAUAGUACCAAUAAUUUGA